AGGUCGAAGAUAGCACUGUUUGACAAGAUGUGGCAGUACAUGAAGUCAGCAGAGCCGUCUCCGUUUGUGAAGAAGACAGCAGAGGGGGUGCUGAGAGUCAGGAAGUCCAAGGGGAAGUACGCGUACCUUCUGGAGUCCACCAUGAACGAGUACAUCGAGCAGAGGAAACCCUGCGACACCAUGAAGGUGGGAGGGAACCUGGACUCUAAAGGAUACGGCAUCGCCACACCAAAAGGAUCCCCAUUAAGAAAUGCAGUGAACCUGGCCGUGUUAAAACUGAAUGAGCAGGGCCUGUUGGACAAACUGAAAAAUAAAUGGUGGUACGACAAGGGAGAGUGUGGCAGCGGAGGAGGAGAAAGCAAGGAGAAGACCAGUGCUCUGAGCCUCAGCAACGUAGCAGGUGUGUUCUAUAUCCUGGUUGGAGGGCUGGGUCUGGCCAUGCUGGUGGCCCUGGUGGAGUUCUGCUACAAGUCCCGGGCCGAGGCCAAGAGAUUGAAGGUGGCUCAGAACACACUGCACCUGGCUCAGAGCGCCCAGAACACCCUCCCCUCCUCCUCCUCCUCUCACAACUCACACAACUUUGCUACUUAUAAGGAAGGCUACAACGUGUACGGAAUGGAAAGUGUAAAAAUCUAG
Salvelinus namaycush (lake trout) is the source of this 636-nucleotide messenger RNA. Its product is annotated as glutamate receptor 2-like. Gene Ontology annotation, molecular function: AMPA glutamate receptor activity; transmitter-gated monoatomic ion channel activity involved in regulation of postsynaptic membrane potential. The record is from RefSeq and is a predicted model, not a curated record. Gene Ontology annotation, cellular component: postsynaptic membrane; dendritic spine; plasma membrane. Gene Ontology annotation, biological process: modulation of chemical synaptic transmission; synaptic transmission, glutamatergic. The annotation marks the transcript as partial. Lineage: Eukaryota; Metazoa; Chordata; Actinopteri; Salmoniformes; Salmonidae. The transcript has 3 exons.